AUGACUGUUCGCGAGAAUAUUCUUUAUUCCGGCCGUGUGUUACUCGGUGGGCAGCUGUCCGAUACGCAAAUUCAGGAAUACGUAGAUUCCCUGAUAUCGUCACUGGGUAUACAAGGUAUCCGCGAUCAGCUGGUCGGCGAUCUCCUGAAACAAAGGGGGCGAAGUAUAUCUGGCGGCGAGUAUAAACGUGUGAGUAUCGCCCUCACGUUAACCGCCGCACCGAGGGUUUUAGUUUUGGACGAGCCAACGUCUGGCCUGGAUGCAACAGCUGCGCAUUCUUUGAUGAAACUUUUACACUCGAUCUCCCGCCAGGGCAUCAUGGUGAUCUGUGUGAUACACCAGCCGCGUAUUGAAAUCUUUCAUCUACUGGAUGAUAUCCUCGUUCUGAACGCUGGGACCCAAGUGUAUCAUGGACAAGCAGCAAAGGCACAGUCCUUCUUCGAGCAGUUAGGCCAUGAUUUCCCCAUCGCAUCAAAUCCAGCAGAUGUGAUCCUUGAUGUCUUAUUAAAUCAUCCUCAUGCCCAAAAUUGGAAAGAGAGCGCUCAACAGGUAUUCCCAAGGGAUGACUCGCCUUCUAGAACCGAAAUAGCAGAUGACUUGACUACACUUUUGAAGGCCAUAAAGGAAAGAAGAGCACCAUGGCCUCGCCAGCUUUGGCUCGCCUUGUGUCGGAGUAUAGUCCAACAGAGUCGACAAACCACGGGUCUCGCUUUAGAGGUUGUAUCCAGUGCAGUAAUUGGUCUCAUGAUUGGACUGGCCGCUUUUGAAUCCAGAGGCCACUUCUUCCAAGGGAUCUACCACGCUCCAUUUGACGUCCUUUCGAGCGCCGUUGAUUAUCGUCUGAUAGCCGAACAGGGUCUUUUAUGUUGUCUCGCCAUUGCUUGUGCCGCUGGACCUCCCGGGGUGAAGAUAUUUGGGGAGGAGAAGUUGACAUUCCAUCGAGAAUCACAGAGUGGUCAUUCCCACAGUGCUUAUUUUCUGGGCAAAAACAUAGCCGUCUGUUUCCGAAUGUUGGUGUCGUCCUUACAUUUUACCGCUUUCUAUUUGGUUUUAGCAGCUCCUAUGAUCCCAUUUCGCUCGCAGCUUGGCCUUGGCAUUUUAUAUUCCUACUGUAUCUACGGCCUUGGAUUCGUCGUAUCAGCCGUCAUGCGGCGAGAAGAUGGACCAAUGUUAUGUAUGCUACUAGGUCUCAUCGUUUCAGCCCUGAGUGGCUGCGCUCCCCGGUUAUCGACUGUGCGGGAGUGGCAUAUGGAAUGGUUUUGGUAUUGUUGGCCAGCAACUUGGUUCUCAGAGGCAUUUUACCAGGAAAACACGGCCCCUGUGGCUUACCUUUACAAUGUCCAGUCCGCUUUUACAUUCAGUGGUUACAAGUCAGAUAGAACUGGGAUGGACAUGGGGUAUGUACACCCCCAUUACUCGGUGUGGGAUUUGUAA
Penicillium pulvis is the source of this 1434-nucleotide messenger RNA. RefSeq lists its product as uncharacterized. The record is from RefSeq and is a predicted model, not a curated record. NCBI's taxonomy places the organism in Eukaryota, Fungi, Ascomycota, Eurotiomycetes, Eurotiales, Aspergillaceae. The coding region runs from base 1 to 1434 and encodes 477 amino acids. The transcript is spliced from 4 exons. Gene Ontology annotation, cellular component: membrane. Gene Ontology annotation, molecular function: ATP hydrolysis activity; ABC-type transporter activity; ATP binding.